Molecule: messenger RNA, 2166 nt
Organism: Dentiscutata erythropus
Lineage: Eukaryota; Fungi; Glomeromycota; Glomeromycetes; Diversisporales; Gigasporaceae
Source: the annotation of a GenBank genome assembly
AUGACGAGUGUUGCGAGUCGAAAUUUGUUCGACUUACUUGUCGAUAAUGAGGAUGUUGACCCAAUUGUACAAGAAAAAGAAUCCUCAAAAAAGGAGUCUACAACAACGGUAGUUGUUCAGAAAAAAGUUGAUAGGUCUCGAGCGACUCCGAAGGAGGCCAGAAUUAGGCAUGAAUAUCCUCAACGUGGAGGUUUUAAAGCUGCUCCUACCAACAAUAGAAACGAGGACACGAGAUCAGGUGCGGCACCUCGUGAUCGUAAUGUUGGUCCUCGUCUUUCUGGUCGUCGUGGCGAAGAAGGUGAUUACCCUAAUAGAACAGGACGUGGUGCCCGAAGUAGCGAAAGAGGUCGUGGAGGUGGUCGCGGAGGAGGAAACCGUCGAGGACGCGAAUUCGACCGUCAUAGUGGUACAGGAAAAUAUGACAGUGAGAAAAAAGAAAAUCAGGCUUGGGGCAACCCUGCCGUUUGGGAUAAUAAUGAACCAACUUGGAGUGGAGAAACAAAGGAAAACGAUGCUCCAGCUACUUCCAGUUGGAAUGAGGACGAAAAGCAAAAUGACAACUGGGGCGGUGCUAACGGUCAUGAAUCCAAUGCAAAUGCUAAAGGGGAAACUCCUGUAGGGGAAUCAGGUGCAAAUGAGAAUGAAAACCCCACAACCGGUUGGGAUGAUAAUAAAGCCGAAUCCAAGGAGUGGGAAAUGCUUAAAGAAGAAACUACUACUGCUGGAGGUGAAACAACCGCACCUGUUGCUGAACAAGAAGUCGUAAAGACUUAUGAUGAAUUUCUUGCGGAAAAAGCUCAAAAAGCACUUGACCUCUCUCUCCCCGAAGCUAGAAAACCCAAUGAAGGGGUAGAUGAUUCUCAAUGGAAGGAUGCCGUUCCUUUGGAAAAAGACGACGAAGAUGUCCUUUUUGCCGGCAAGGAGCAAGCAUAUAGACUCAAAUCUAAGAAAUCAAAAGCAAAAAAUUAUCUUGAAAUUGAAACAACUUUUGAUAGACCAGGAGCUAACUUUCCACGCGGACGUGGUCGAGGACGCGGUGGUGGAUCCCGUGGAGGAAGAGGCGAAAGACGUGACAACCGUGAUGGGCGUGAACGAGAUAGGCGUGAUAAUUAUCGUGAGCGUGAGAACUACGACAAUGAGAAUCGUGAUAACCGUCGUCGUGGAGGUCGUGGUGAGGUUAUUCUAGUUCAGUAUCAUGUUGUAAGCAAGCAUUGGAACAGAGCGGCAAGGACUGACGAAAUAGCAAAAAAGAUAGAAGAGUUUUUUGCACCUAAAAACUUCUUCAAUAAAUUUACAACGCUUGAUUUUUUUCUUGGUACUAGCAAUGAAGACGAACGUCGUUACUUAUUGCUCUCUGAAGAUUCUGUGAAAACUAUUCGUUUAGGGUUGGAGACAUUUACGUCCGCUUCAUUUUCGUCUAUGCCCUCUUCACAUUAUACAUAUUCAGAUGUUGUACGUGUCUCCGUUAAUGCACCGUCAAUGUUCAAUAAAGUUACCAAAGAUAUACAAAAAUAUAAUAAAGGAGUUCGCACAGCUUUAAAACUUCGUGGAAUGAAAAAUAUGUGGGAGAAAGCACGAAAUAUGAUUCAAGAAAAAAAAAAUUUAUUUAUGGCAGUUGAUGUUGAAAGUUAUGAACGAGAUCAUUCUUGUAUCUUGGAGGUUGGGUGGAGUAUGUACGAUUCUAAGAACGACUUAAUUAUGGAUCGGCAUUUCUGCGUGACUGAUUAUAGACAUCUGAGAAACGGACAGUUUGUUCCAGAUAUGAAGGAUCGAUUCACCUUUGGAACUUCAGUAUGGGCAAAUCAGAAAACGAUCAAAGAUGAAUUCACUAAAGAUUUGGAAUCACAGCUGGGAAGUGUAGUACUUGUAGGACAUGAUAUUAAAACGGAUGUGAAAUAUCUAGAAAGCAUGGGAAUAGAUGUUUCUAGUGUGAUAGAAAGGUUCGAUACUGCUGACAUGAACGCUGCAAGAGUUGGAAAACCGAAUGAACGAAUUAAUCUUGGAAGAUUGCUAGAUGAACUGGACAUUGAAAAUUACAGUUUACACAACGCUGGAAAUGAUGCACAUUACACAUUACGUCUAUUCCUUGAACUUUGCAAGCUCCCACUUGCUCCGCCAGAAGAGCCCAAUGCCUCUCAACCUAUUAGUGAUGAUGAUUGGAUUUAA